This is a messenger RNA of Chironomus riparius, 1743 nucleotides long. The record is from the annotation of a GenBank genome assembly. Lineage: Eukaryota; Metazoa; Arthropoda; Insecta; Diptera; Chironomidae.
CGCAGAUAUUUUAUCGGUAGUGAGGCAACCUACUUAUGAAUAUGCAAGUAGGUUACCUAUUUAUGACCAUUAACUAGCUGUAAAGCUACAACACUAUCAUAAGUCAUUGACAUAAAUUGUCAACGACUAGCACUGACUAUAUAUCUAGCUUCUAUGCACACUAUCACAUUAUUACGAUAAAUUCUCUCAUUUUAAUAAUUUUUCAUCUUAUCACAAUUCCUAACUCAACAGCUGCUUAAAAAAAGUAUUCAAUCACAAACUUAGUUCCUUUCCAUCGUCCACAAUGAUAGCUAGCUGCUUAAAAAUUAUCAUUAUAACUAUUAUUUACUGUGAAACUGUAACUGCUGACUUAAUAUUAGGUCAGCGAUGUCGUCAGAAAGACAACACUUUAGGAAUUUGUUUAAAAAUCAAUGACUGCAAACCAGUCAUGGACAUUAUAAGAUCUGGACAAAUUCGUUCGAAUCCACCAACAGUUUGUAGUCAAACUGCUAGAACUGUGUGUUGUCCGGUUGCUGUACCAACAACAAUCACUAGCACGUCCUCAACGACAACAAAUCAUCCGAUGAGAAUAAGUGAAAAGAAAUGUCGAGAAUAUGCAAGAGCCACAGUUCAAAAAAUCUUUGUUCAAUCUCUUCUCAUCGGAGAGCAGCAAAAUGAAGUAAUAAUAGACAAAUGCAAGCAUAAAUCAGUCCCGUUGAUUGUUGGUGGAACUGAAGCUGAUCUGUACGAAUUUCCACAUCAAGCAUUAUUAGGCUACAAUGAUGGUGAUCCUGGUGAAUGGGGAUGUGGCGGCUCUUUAAUAUCUCCAAAAUUCGUCCUUACUGCCGCUCAUUGUCUCUACCCCCGAAGCUACGGUGCCGUCAAAUUCGUUAAACUUGGCAUGCACAGUCGAGCUCAAAAUGACGAUAAAGUUUUUAUUUAUGGCGUUCAAGAAAUAUUCCAACAUCCAACUUACAGCACUAAAACCUUCAAUGACGACAUUGGCUUAUUGAGAUUAAAUGCAACAGUGACCAUUAACGAAUUAAUUUUUCCAAUUUGCAUGCCAACGAUGCUUCAUGAGAAUUAUAAUGCAAUAGCUUCUGGCUUUGGCAGAACGGGUUAUGGUGAGUCGUCGUCAGAAAUAUUAUUGAAAGUUGGACUGGAAAAAUUUGAAUAUGAGGAAUGUCAGGAGGCCUUCGGUAAAUCAAUUAGAGUGAGGAAUGAUACAAUGUUGUGCUAUGGACAUCACUCGGAGAAUAAAGAUUCGUGUAGUGGUGAUUCUGGUGGACCUCUUCAGAUUAGAAAUGACAAGAAAGUACCAUGUACUUACACUCAAAUUGGAGUUGUAAGCUUUGGACUAAAAAUGUGUGGAACGAUUGGAAAACCAGGCGUAUACGCUAAUGUCUUUCAUUAUCUCGACUGGAUUGAAAAUAUUGUAUGGCAGGAUGAGGAAUAGAGAGCACUAAGCAUCAUUCAAGAGAGAGCGAUCGAAAUUUUGUAUAGCUUAAAACAGUGUUGCCCAAACUAUUUUUGAUUUAUGCCACAACCUUUAAAUGAUUCUUUGAUGUAUGUGGCAAUUGAAAGGACUCUCAGGGCCACGGAACAUAGUUUGCACAACACUGACUAAUAAUAUUAGUAAUCAAUCAUUAAAAAAACACGCAUCAAACUUAUGAAUGUCUAGGUUAACUUUACAUGCAUCUGUUUACACUUUUCCCUUUCCUGAUUAUAAAAUAAAAAUUAUUGAUGACUUAAUGUCAAUCCUAA